Molecule: messenger RNA, 4547 nt
Organism: Tribolium madens (black flour beetle)
Lineage: Eukaryota; Metazoa; Arthropoda; Insecta; Coleoptera; Tenebrionidae
Gene: Glut1
Product: glucose transporter type 1
Exons: 15
Coding region: 470-2809 (779 amino acids)
Biological process (GO): monosaccharide transmembrane transport
Cellular component (GO): membrane
Molecular function (GO): hexose transmembrane transporter activity
Source: RefSeq, a predicted model, not a curated record
UAAUGUGAUGUAUAAUACUAUGAUCUUUAUAGCACACAUACAUUCCUGUCUAAAUCACCUUCACCUUGAAGAUAUCUCCAUAAUCAAAAGUGCCCGUUCACCUGUAUAACGUGUCGGUUUCGUUUUCCUUCUUGUUUGCGUACUUUUCGUUAUCAUCUUUCAAUGCGACAACGUUGUCUGUUGCAGCAGUCGUAGGUAGAAAGCGUUUGUGUUCGGAUGUUGCUAAAAUAAUAAAGUGCAUUGAACUGUGUCUGAAGUGAACUAAAUAGCAGUCGUGUUUGUUGUCGUGAACAAGAAUAAUUGUGUUCAAUGUUUGUGAAUAAUUAAUGCCUAAAGACAGAGAAGGCUGCCAACCUGACGGGUUACACGAAGAGUUACAAGAGCAACCGAAUAAUUGCACUAAAAUGGAACAAUUUGGGUUUAAGCUCCGUAGAUCACGGGCGGCAGUCCGGCGGGGCGCCAAGUACCGAUGAGACAGUCGGCCGGUCCGCACCACCGACACGACCAUCAACAACCAGUUGUUACCACUCCGGCUGCCAGCGAGUCCGUCGACACCCUCACCACCACUACCGACUCCCAACAUACAGUUUCAGCGGAGGUAGUCGAGGUGGAGGAACAUGAUCUGGGCUCCGAUGCGGAGUCCAAAGCAAGGGAGACGCUCAAGCUGACCGCCCGCAGCCGCCCUGCGCAAACCCAGACGCGCCCGCGAACAGCGCGUGAUGAGACGAAGAAAGAAAUACAAGAGGACGAUGAAGCCACUCUCAGAGAGCUGCUUAUUAGUCUGCAAAAACAGGUGAGCGUGAUGAGUAUGAAUCUGAGCGCCAAACUGGACGAGCUCCAACGUGGAGAUCGACAUUUGGAGACAACAGUCGCUCUUUGUGAGAUCAGAUCGCAGCUGCAGGAACUCACCAAGUCGGUGGAGUCCUGUCAGUCGGAAGUAUCAGAAGUUAAGAGGGAUAUGGUUGCCAUCAAGCACGAGCUCGACACUGUGCAGCAAGUUAAGGAGGAAAUCGAGGAGCUGAGAGAGUAUGUGGACCGGCUCGAGGAGCACACGCAGCGCAGGAAAUUGCGGCUGCUCGAGCAGGACCUCACAUUUUUCCUGUCGUAUGCGAUCCUGGCGGCGGUCCUGGGCAUGUUGCAGUUCGGUUACAACACAGGAGUGAUAAACGCGCCAGAACAGAACAUAGAACACUUUAUGAAAGAUGUGUACAAGACGAGGUAUGGGAAAGACCUAUCUGAUGAUUCUGCACGGGGCCUCUACUCCAUUGCCGUGUCCAUAUUUGCGUUAGGUGGUAUGUUAGGUGGCUUCGGCGGAGGAAUGGUAGCUAACAAAUUCGGAAGGAAAGGCGGGCUGCUUUUGAACAACGUUCUGGGAAUAACUGGGGCGUGCUUAAUGUGGUGCACCAAACUAGCGAACUCAUAUGAAAUACUAUUUUUUGGGAGAUUUAUUAUAGGGGUCAAUUGUGGACUGAACACAUCCUUAGUACCUAUGUAUAUAUCGGAAAUAGCUCCUUUAAAUUUACGUGGUGGUCUUGGGACAGUGAACCAGUUAGCGGUUACAGUGGGUCUUCUGUUAUCACAAGUGCUCGGUAUCGAACAAAUUCUCGGUACCAACGACGGUUGGCCUCUACUACUUGGCUUAGCCGUGUGUCCUGCCUUACUUCAAUUAGUACUUCUUCCAAUUUGUCCGGAAAGUCCGCGCUACUUGCUUAUCACCAAGCAGUGGGAGGAGGAAGCGCGGAAGGCAUUGCGGAGGUUGAGGGCGAGCAACCAAGUCGAAGAAGACAUCGAAGAGAUGCGGGCGGAGGAACGCGCACAACAGGCCGAAGCUUCCAUUAGCAUGCUAGAGCUGAUCUGUUCGCCGACGUUGAGAGCGCCCUUGAUCAUCGGCGUCGUGAUGCAGCUCUCGCAGCAGCUGUCGGGGAUCAACGCGGUGUUUUAUUACUCGACGAGCUUGUUUGUCAGCUCAGGGCUAACGGAAGAAAGCGCCAAAUUUGCCACCAUCGGCAUCGGAGCCAUCAUGGUGGUCAUGACGCUAGUUUCCAUUCCUCUGAUGGACAAGACUGGCAGACGGACGUUGCAUCUUUACGGCCUCGGUGGCAUGUUCAUCUUUUCGAUAUUCAUCACGAUCUCAUUUUUAAUAAAGGAGUUUUUUGGAUACGUGCAGGAGAUGAUAGACUGGAUGUCGUAUCUGUCUGUGGUUUCAACGUUGGGAUUCGUUGUGUUCUUUGCCGUUGGCCCCGGAUCGAUACCGUGGAUGAUCACCGCCGAACUCUUUUCGCAAGGACCUCGGCCGGCUGCCAUGUCAAUUGCGGUUUUAGUCAACUGGAUUGCCAACUUUUUGGUGGGCAUUGGGUUCCAAAGUUUAAAAAACGCCCUCGAUAACUAUACGUUCCUGCCAUUUAGCGUGUUCCUAGCUAUAUUCUGGAUUUUCACAUACAAAAAGGUCCCUGAAACGAAGAACAAGACCUUUGAAGAAAUCCUUGCCUUGUUUAGACACGGAAAUGGAAGGGCUAGUUUUCGGGACAGCCGCCUGUACGGGAGUAUGCUAAACUGUGUUAAUGCACUCGAACAACAUCUGCCAGUAACAGAACAAGCUGGACUAGUGAUAGCAGAGGAGAAAACGCAACAAGACUCAUUUCCCAACCCAUUUGAGAGACGAAUGUAUAAAACUACAUAUAAUCCCAGAAGACAUUCAGCCUAUGCUACUGUGCCAGCUGGGUCCGAGCACUCGUCCCGUGCGGGCGACGUGGGGUCUCGUCCGCCGCCGCCACUGCCUCCUCCGAGAUUCCCGAACAGCGCUGUUUGACAAUGGGAAAGUCUUAACAUCGCCACGUUCAGUCUACUGCCGUUACCCGCGCCUCUCUUGGUGCUGGAGGACCACCUGGUGGAGAUGAUAGCUGAGCGGAGCAAGGCGUGCGUCUCGUAUCUUCGGCACAGUUUCAAGCGCCCCCAGCGCCCCUGAAGACCGUGCGCGACAAACUCUCCACGGCCUUAAAUCUGCUCAGUUCUCACCGAAUGGACUUAGUGCUAUCGUAACCUAAGGUGGCCCGAAGCUCGCCUAACGAGACUCUAAUCACAACAAAGACUCAUUGUUACAUUGCCGAGCGACUCGACGCUCUAGUUAGGUCGUGACCCCUCUAACUUCGAAAUGCUCACUUCUUGCUGCGUUCACGAUAUGUAUUUGGUUGGUGAUGGGAGUAUGCUUCAGAAUGACUCAUUUUUCAUCUUAGCAUGCACCUACAACUUUCUGUCUGGCUACGUAGACUGUAGAUUGUUAUGUGUUCUGUGUUACGUAGUUUUGACUUUCAUUACCUUCAACACCUUCAGUUCAUUGUCCCAUCGAAGACACCGGUACUCUUGUCCACCAUUUUGUAGGUGCAUCGACGCAUGUACUAGUUACUUAAAUAUCUCAUACACCGGGAGUGCGAAUGUGUAUUGAUUUAUUAUAUUGACAAGCACUAGCUCGCAAUGCACCGUCGGAUAAAUUCAAUUUUACAUACAUACUUACCUACUUCAGCCUUUAAACUCACCUCCGCCCUCGACAAACUAGCGUUUUUCAUCAUCACGGCACCAGUGAAGCGAGCCGACCCUCAGUUCCAUUCAUUUUAAAACUACCUUUCCUGUCUAAAGUUAGUAAACAUCUUCUAAAUAAAAACUCAAUAAUUUCACUAAAAAUUUACUUUUGAAACAAUAAAAAUGCAACCUGUGGUACAGAACAAAAAAGAUAUUUCAAAUAAAUUAUGAAUUGCAGAUUUUUUGACUACUUCAUUUCUAUAUUUACGUUGUUAAAAAAUGUUUUUAAAAAAAACUUCUGCUAUUUUACUACCAAUUUAAAAAAAAAUGUAAUAUGUUCUGAAGUAGUACUCAAGUUCAAGGCUACAAUUAAAAUUUUAAUUUUUCCAGACUAAAACUCUUAACUUAACUUAAUUUAAAAGUUAAGUCAUUAACAUUCGAAUAAAGGAUAUUGAUAUAUUUUGGCGACCUAUAAUGGAUGAAAUUUUUUUUAGAGUAACAACUAAAAAGCCUAAUAGAUUAAUUUUUCUGGCUUUUAUUUAGUUUAAUAGAAAGUAUUUUUUAACACUUAAAAGUUUCAAAAUUCAAAAUCAACAAUAUAAAUUCUAAAAAGUUUAGAAGUUUGUAUAAAUCAUUAAAUUAUUAACUUUUAAAUCUCUUAUUGCAUUUUGGAGCCAUAAACUUGUUUCUAAAACGGGCAUCAUUUCAUCAUUAGAGGCCUUUGGGUUUAUAACCAAUUAUAACAAACAGAAUCACACGGUAUCUAUAACAAUGGUCAAAACUCGAUUGUUACAUCAAAUUUGACAGAAAUAUUAAAUGCUGAUUUGAGAGAAGCAAAACGCAAUCCAAAAUACACUAAACGUUUUAUUUACUACGGGCAUACAGGGAUGAUUCUUAAAUACACCGACAAAAUGUUAUCCUUGGUAGUAUCAAAUGAGAACAUGCUGGAAAAAAUAUUUAAAAAAAUGCUUUGUUUAACCGUUCUCCAAAUAAAAUUUAUUAAAGUUAUUUUUGAGGUAAAGCGUACGCCA